UCAUCGUCCUGCUGGAUGAGUCUGGGAAGGUGGAGAGUGGGGGUCUGAACGGGAAAUACAAGGCGGUACAGUUUCAUUUCCACUGGGGAAGCCAGGUGGGGAAGACACGGAGUCCUGGAUCUGAACACAGCAUCGAUGGAGAGAGGUACCCCAUGGAGCUUCACAUUGUCCAUAUUAAGGAGAAAUUUAGCAGUGUGGAAUCAGCAAUCAAAGAAAAAGGCGUAGCCGUGCUGGGAUUUUUUAUAAAGAGCAAAAAGUAGAGAUUCCAGCUUUGCCCCUGGAAUCCUUGAUCCCGGACAAGAAGGAUCUCACAAGCUUCUAUCGCUACACUGGCUCUCUGACAACCCCUGCCUGCAAUGAGGAGGUGAUCUGGACCCUGUUUGAGAAACCCAUUGAACUUGAGUGGGAGCAGAUCGAAGAGUUCUGGGAAAAGGUGUAUUUCGACGAUAAGAAAACACUUCCGAUGGUGGACAAUUUUCGACCCGUUCAGCCUCUGGGUGCCCGGAUUGUCCAAAAAUCGAACUCGAACCUCCUGCUGCCUUCGAGAAGCGCUCUCUUGCUGGUGCCCACUGCAGCGUUCCUGGCCUUCACUUGGGUCUCCUGAAGAGAAGCUGGAAACAUCUGGAUAAUUUGCAUUGAACUGGCCCGGCUUCCUCCACUUGGAAGCCUUUGGCAUCUCCCAGCCACAAUCUGGAAUCUCUUUCACAGGAGGGCCAGGAUCUCCUAGCAGAGACAGAUUUCCCGAUGAGGUUCUCCUGCGUUAGAGCGAUCCAAUGUACCACGCGUGAAUUAUUCUCGUGCCAAAAUCAUGAGGUCCAAAUGACGCCUGCGUCUUCACAAGAAUUUUAAGCGGCUGAACCUAGAAUAUUAUUCUCACCCUGUUCCUACUUUCCAAUUGUAACUCUCUGGUGGGGUAGAAAGUCAGUUGCUCCUUCUCUUUCUCUUCUCCUCCUUCUCCCUCUGUUCUUCCUCUUCCUUUUCUUCUUCUCCUUCUCCAUAUUUU
Thamnophis sirtalis is the source of this 1003-nucleotide messenger RNA. The record is from RefSeq and is a predicted model, not a curated record. Lineage: Eukaryota; Metazoa; Chordata; Lepidosauria; Squamata; Natricidae.